Tauraco erythrolophus (red-crested turaco) is the source of this 1137-nucleotide messenger RNA. RefSeq names its product protein phosphatase targeting COQ7 (gene PPTC7). Gene Ontology annotation, biological process: protein dephosphorylation. Gene Ontology annotation, cellular component: mitochondrion. Lineage: Eukaryota; Metazoa; Chordata; Aves; Musophagiformes; Musophagidae. Gene Ontology annotation, molecular function: protein serine/threonine phosphatase activity. The record is from RefSeq and is a predicted model, not a curated record.
CGCAGACUGACUCCCGUGACUACAGCCUGGUGACAGCCAGCUGUGGCUUCGGCAAGGAUUUCCGCAAGGGCAUCCUCAAGAAAGGCAUGUGCUACGGGGAUGACGCCUGCUUCGUGGCGCGGCACCGGUCGGCAGACGUGCUCGGGGUAGCGGAUGGCGUAGGUGGCUGGAGAGACUAUGGGGUCGACCCCUCUCAGUUCUCAGGGACUCUAAUGCGAACAUGCGAACGUUUAGUAAAAGAAGGACGGUUUGUACCGAGUAAUCCUGUUGGGAUUCUCACAGCAGGUUACUGUGAGCUGCUGCAGAACAAAGUACCUUUGCUUGGAAGCAGUACAGCUUGCAUAGUAGUUCUGGACAGAACAAGUCAUCGUUUACAUACAGCCAACUUGGGAGAUUCUGGGUUUUUGGUAGUCAGAGGAGGAGAAGUAGUACAUCGGUCUGAUGAGCAACAGCAUUACUUCAACACUCCGUUCCAGCUGUCAAUAGCUCCACCAGAAGCAGAAGGAGUUGUCUUAAGUGACAGCCCCGAUGCUGCUGAUAGUACUUCUUUUGAUGUCCAACUUGGAGACAUUAUUUUGACUGCAACAGAUGGACUGUUUGACAACAUGCCUGACUACAUGAUUCUGCAGGAGUUAAAAAAGCUGAAGAACUCCAACUACGAGAGUAUACAGCAGACUGCCAGAAGCAUUGCGGAGCAAGCUCACGAGCUGGCGUAUGAUCCCACUUACAUGUCGCCGUUUGCACAGUUUGCAUGUGACAAUGGAUUGAAUGUGAGAGGGGGAAAACCAGAUGACAUCACCGUCCUUCUUUCUAUUGUCGCGGAGUACACAGACUGAUGUGCCCGCCGCGUCGGCCUCCGAUGUUCUCGGCAUCCCUCGCUCCCAGCGGCACACCUCCGGUUUCCUGCUGGCAGGAUUGCUUUCCUCCUUCGCAGCCCAUCUCAGCGGCCUGUUCUCACGCUCGUGGCCAGUCCUGAGAUGCAGCUGAAGUCCUCGUCAAGAACCACUCUUGCAGUGCACUGGUCUUCGUCUGCCAGCAAGGAAUGAAGAAGCUCAAGGCUUGAAGCAUGUCUUUCAGAGCUUAGUCCUUGUCCUUAAAAGGGGGAGGAUUGAUGCUGUGUCGUUACUGCAUUGGAAA